Molecule: messenger RNA, 1411 nt
Organism: Pelobates fuscus (common spadefoot toad)
Lineage: Eukaryota; Metazoa; Chordata; Amphibia; Anura; Pelobatidae
Product: serine protease inhibitor A6-like
Exons: 5
Coding region: 1-1314 (437 amino acids)
Biological process (GO): negative regulation of endopeptidase activity
Molecular function (GO): serine-type endopeptidase inhibitor activity
Source: RefSeq, a predicted model, not a curated record
AUGACAGUCAACAUCUUUACUUGGUGCCUAUUUUGGGAUAAAAAAAUGAAAGCUCUUCUUAUAUCUUUAUUGAUCCCUCUUAUACUUGGGUCAGACCAAAGUUGUUCAUUACAUCAAAAUCAAGACCAGCAAACUAGAUGCAAAAGACCUGACGGAUAUGAGUUAAUUGCACAGGCAAAUUCUGAGUUUGGUUUCAAACUAUACAAGGAAUUAACCGCAUUGGGACCAAGAUCUUGGGCUCAAAAUAUACUUUACUCACCAAUUAGUAUUUUUACCAUAUUUUCCCUUUUGUCACAGGGAGCUGCCUCUGGAUCUGCAACUUACCAGCAGAUUGUAGACGUACUGAGUCUAAAUAGAGCAGACAAUGAUCAACAAAUAAAUGAAGGGAUUCAAAGCAUUCUUGAAAAAAUAAGUAAAUCAACCAAUGUUACUAAAACCAGUAUUGGAAAUGCAAUAUUUCUUGGAGAAAGAAUAAGGCUGUUAGAUAGUUUCCAUGUCAUUAUGGAUAAGUAUUACAAAGCAGAUUUCGAACGAACAAUGUUCCAUGUGCCACAAAUUGCUGAAGAACAGAUCAAUAAGUAUGUACGUAAGAAUACCGAUGGCAAAAUAACUAACUUGGUCAGCAACCUUGAUCCGAACACAUUCAUGGUUUUGGUAAACUACAUAUUAUUCAAAGGAGAAUGGAAAGAUACUUUUAACAAAGAAGCAACACAUGAAGAGGAGUUCACACUAAUCAACCAUAGCAAGAUCAAAGUUCCCAUGAUGCACCGCCAAGGUCUGUACAAAACCUUCAGUGACAAAGAUUUAGAUUGCAAGGUCAUUGAAAUACCAUACAAGGAUAAAGUAUCAAUGAUAGUUGCAGUGCCUCGUCUCGACAUCCACAGAGUUGGACAAGCUUUGACAUUUACAUCUUUUGAAAAAUGGUUAGAUUCAUUGGCAAGCAGCUUUGUGGAAAUUUCGCUACCAAAGUUUUCCAUCAAUGAAAAACUCCCAGAUUUCCCAAAAAACCUUCAACACCUCGGGAUGAAUGAUGUUUUCAGUGAAAAAGCAGAUCUGACCAGGAUUUCUCCGUAUCCAAAGCUACAGGUGACCAAGGCCUUCCAUCAGGCUGUAUUGGAGGUGAAUGAAUCUGGGACAGAAGCAAGUGGAGCCACAGCUAUCGCUAUAGGUGAAACAUCAUCAUUAUUGCCUUUCUUUAAGGUUGACAGACCAUUUUUCGUCUUCAUCUAUGAUAAAAAGACCAAGAGUAUUCUCUUCAUGGGGAGAGUUACAGAACCAGCACCAGCUAACAGAAAACACCACAAGUCAGCUUGAAAAUAACAAUUAAUGGAGGCAUUCACUAAAGUACAGAAAGCAUUGAAUUUUUUUUAAAAAAAAAUGUACAUAAAUAUGUGAAUGUAUCCAAGAUGAA